This is a messenger RNA of Spirodela intermedia, 1588 nucleotides long. The record is from the annotation of a GenBank genome assembly. Lineage: Eukaryota; Viridiplantae; Streptophyta; Magnoliopsida; Alismatales; Araceae.
AUGUUAAAUAAGGGCUUUUAUAAAAUUUUACGCUUCCGUUAUAUCACGGAAGGGGGCGAUGAUCAAACAUUUCUGUUUCAGAUUUCGCGUCGGGCGAUGGCGGAGGAAGGACCGAAUGGAGCUGGAGAGCAGCCAAAGGCGGCUGUCCACAUCGUACAUGUCCUACGGGAGGAUGGCAUCGAUCCCGAGGCCCAUCAUGUCAGGACCCUUGCUUCCGUCCUCGGCAGGUUCCUUCGUGUUUCGACGAUCUUCCUCUUCCAACCCCAAAUGAUCCAUUCAUCCUGUUCCGUUCCGUUCCCGAGUUUCGUGGCCUUUUAUCCUAAUUUUGUUCCCUUUUUUUCUUUGUCUCUCAUUUUUAUACGUUUGCAGUGAGGAAGCGGCGAGGGCGGCCCUGGUAUACAGCUACAAGACGGCAGUUAGUGGUUUCUCUGCGAAACUCACUCCUCAACAGGUCGAUGAGAUAUCGAGUAUGUUUCCUCGUGUCUAUUAUCCUUCUUCUCUUCUUUGUGUCCGGUUUUUAUCUCUCCCGGUGAACAGGGUCAUUCUCUUGUUUGAAUAAUCAGUGGAAUAGUCAUUUCCUCCGAAUUUCUCGCUUUUUCGUGUUUUCUAAUCCUUUUCCCCAUUUGUAUUAGUGCAAAUACUUAUCCAUAUUGAUAUAUAACCUUAGGGACAUAUUUACCAAUGAUUGGCAAUUGUGAAGACGAGAAUGUUGGUUUUCCUUAUUUGACGAUUUUCGACAUUGCUAAAUUAUGGAUUAAGUUUUAGAGAGCCUCUCUGGUGCCAAAUCUUAUGAGACAGUGUUGCAAAGUGGGAAACAUAACCUGCCACAUUAUCCUGGCAGUUGAGGGGGUUUCUUCUGCCAGUGAUAUUUUAAUUUACAUUAAAAAUAUCAACUGAUUAGUUGAUGUUUGUUUUGGAAAUAUGAACGAAGAUCCGUGAAUACUGAUCAAACACGACGCCUAGAAACAAAGGAAUAGACGGUGGGUUCCUUAUGUAACUUCAAGAUUGGAUUAUGUUUUCGGCUGAGGAUCUAAGGUUAUGAGCAUAGUCAUUGGCCGUGAGAGACAGGCCACAGUGAGAGAAGAUGGGUUAUCAGGAGUUGAGUUCCUUCUGUCAUAUUUUUUGUGGUAAUGGUUGUGAUCUAGGCCUUGAUGGGACUGCUUCCAUACUAGUCGGGUUCAGCACCAUCCGAUCCAAAUCUACCUCUGGAGUGUCUCAGAGAAAAUCAUAAAAUUCUCUCUUACUUUACUAUUUAUGGGUCGAAUCGUUAUGAAAUCCGGGAUGUGCCGAUUUUCUGGCUGGUCUAAGCUGAUCCUACUCAGGUUGGAUAAUUUAAAGCACCACUUCUGCCCUAAAAAAAUUAGAAUAUGAUGGUGUGGAUCUCUGGGGGAUGGUAGCUGAUAGGAAGGAAGUAAUAAGAGUUUGGAAUAUGAGGAUUAAGAAUAAGAGUUGAAAUUUUUUUCUUCUAAAAAAUUUCUAGCUGCCUGCUGCCAUCGUCCAAGUUUUUCCACAUCAAAUGCAAUGCGCACUAAACUCAUGGAAGGAGCCAAGAAUUUUAACUGUUUCUAGGUCAUACCCUCGCAUUUGA